AUGGCCAUGAAGGAGACCAUCCUGCCCAUCAGUGAGCUGCCGCCUCCAGCAGCAGCGUGCCCGUACCCGGAGGUCCUGGAGCUGAACGUGGGGGGCCAGGUGUACGUCACCAAGCGCUCCACGCUGGUCAGCGUGCCCGACACCACGCUGCACGCCAUGUUCACCCGCUGCACGCCGCGCGAGCUGCCCCGCGACUCCCGCGGCCGCUUCUUCAUUGACCGCGACGGCUUCCUGUUCCGCUACAUCCUGGACUUCCUGCGCGACCGGCAGCUGGUGCUCCCGGAGCACUUCCCCGAGCGCGAGCGGCUCCAGCGCGAGGCCGAGCACUUCCAGCUGGCCGAGCUGCUGCGCCUGCUGGGGCCGCGCGUCUCCAAGCAGGGCUCCAUGAACGACGAGGGCUGCCAGAGCGACAUCGAGGAGAGCUCGCAGAGCAGCGAGCAGCCCGGGACUCGGACGGCUCUGUCCAUGACCGCCUGCGCCUCCUCGCCGGCCGGCGGUGGCGCCGGCUACGCCCCGGACAAGAGGUCAGGGUUCAUCACCAUUGGCUACCGGGGCUCGUACACCAUGGUGCGGGACAACCAGGCUGAUGCCAAGUUCCGGCGCGUGGCGAGGAUCAUGGUGUGCGGCCGCAUCGCGCUGGCCAAGGAGGUGUUCGGGGAGACGCUGAACGAGAGCCGCGACCCCGAUCGGCCGCCGGAGAAGUACACCUCGCGCUUCUACCUGAAGUUCACCUACCUGGAGCAGGCGUUUGACAGGCUGUCCGAGGCCGGCUUCCAGAUGGUGGCCUGCAACUCCACGGGCACGGCCGCCUUCAUCAACCAGUAUAGGGACGACAAGAUCUGGAGCAGCUACACAGAGUACAUCUUCUUCAGGCCUGCCAUGAGGUCUGCUUUCCUAAAGCAUGAGUGCGAGGAGCCCAAGUCGGAAUCCAAGAUGCCAGACAAGGGCAGCGAGAGCGGCGCCUCCCUCAACGAGCUCUCCACCUCCAGCUCCGAGACCCACUCGGAGGCCACGUCUCCCCAGGACGCGCCCGUCAUCCUGGCCCAGGUGCUCAGCCUGGGCAGCAGCCCGGCUCCCUGCGGCGCCCUGCACUCCGUGUCCCGGCCCCCCAGCACCCUCACCCUGGGCCGGCCGCCCAAGAAGGGCUCGUCCGUGCAGUGGAUGGAGCUCCCCAAGGAGGACCUCCAGGACAAGAGGCGCAACAGCGAGCUCUUCCAGUCGAUGAGCAGCGGCGUGGGGGGAGGAGGGCUGAGGGAGGGCAGGGCCGGCGGACUGGGACGCAGGAGGACCACCAUGGAGAGGUCCAGCAUGGAGGUGGAGAUGAAGCAGUGCAUCCUGGACUUCAACAACAUCAAGAUACCGCCCGAGUUUCCAGAGAGAAAGAGGCAGUGGCAGUCGGACCUACUGCAGAAAUAUGGCCUAUAA
Messenger RNA from Engraulis encrasicolus (European anchovy), 1425 nucleotides. RefSeq names its product potassium channel tetramerization domain containing 8 (gene kctd8). Gene Ontology annotation, biological process: regulation of G protein-coupled receptor signaling pathway; protein homooligomerization. Gene Ontology annotation, molecular function: protein binding. The record is from RefSeq and is a predicted model, not a curated record. Gene Ontology annotation, cellular component: signaling receptor complex. Bases 1 to 1425 code for a protein of 474 amino acids. The transcript is spliced from 3 exons. NCBI's taxonomy places the organism in Eukaryota, Metazoa, Chordata, Actinopteri, Clupeiformes, Engraulidae.